Caenorhabditis briggsae is the source of this 1263-nucleotide messenger RNA. NCBI's taxonomy places the organism in Eukaryota, Metazoa, Nematoda, Chromadorea, Rhabditida, Rhabditidae. The transcript is spliced from 5 exons. Bases 1 to 1263 code for a protein of 420 amino acids. The record is from RefSeq and is a predicted model, not a curated record.
AUGGCUGAGGACCCCGCCGGAAUGAGCAAAUGGCGUCAGAAGUGGUAUCAGGUGUUUCGAGAAAGACAUAUUGAGGAUUUUUUGAAACAUGUAGAAGCAGAUAAUGAGCUCCCAACCUCUACCUGCAACCCAACACCAAACAUUUGUGCUCAUUCUCAAUUCCCAAAACUUCCUCAACUGUUUCCCAUGUCUAUCAGGAUGCUGGAUGACCAGGAUGUUCAACCGGGACCUUCGAAUCCUAGGAGAGAACCAGAUGGCGCAGACGAAGGAGCCAACCAACCCGGAACGGCGAGACAAGAACAGGAGGAGCCGAGAGAAGAGAAUCAACCAGGAGAGAAUCAAGCGGAAAACCGUAGAAAUCGGAAUCGAAUAAAUGUCAUCGAUGAUUAUCCAAUGCCACGACGUCAUGCUCGAGAAAACCUAGGCUGCUGGACAAACGUCGAAAUUUGGUGUGGAGGAGGUGUCCCGGUACUCAGACUUGAGACUCCAACGGCGGAGCCUAGAAUUGAGGCAAGAGUCGAACCGAAUGUUUUUAGCAGGACGUGGGCUAGAAUUAAAAGAUUUUGGAAUGGAGCAGAGGUUGGCGUCAUCGGGGAUCCACCACCAGCAGCCCAUCCAGAUGAGAAUGCUCCGGCUGCCGAUGCUGAUCCACCUGUUGAGAUCGAUCCAACAAUGCGUCUAGCUGUACCAAAACCGAAUCUUAAUCCUCUUGUACCACCGCUACCUAUCGGUCAGCAGCCAGAGCCUAAUAAUCUUGGAAACAACCCAGAUCUCGUCAAAAUGUCUGAUGACGAAGGAAGCUCCUCCAACCAUCAACGCCCGGACAGAUUUGCGGAAUAUGAUGUUGUCGAUUUUUGCUAUCACAUUGAUCCAUCAACGUUCAGUGGAGAACCGAGACUGCCAAAUAUCACAGGACAAGAAGUUAUUCCUAGUUUUUUACACUAUGUGAGAAGAAAAUGGCACAACACUCCGGAAAUUGUGGUGACUCCGCCUCCGAAUACGAAUCAGAUUUUUGAUCAUCCGUCGGAUCUAUUUUUCGCUCCGAAUCCAAGACCUCCGAGAUUUACUCUCCAGAUUCCAGAACAAGUUUAUGAACGUGGAGAUCGACCAGUACGAGAAUCAAGAGAAGGAGAAUCACAAGAUGAACCCAGAAUUCAAGUUCAGAAUCUAGUUGCCCCAUUGGAUUCUAAUGAUCCAGGACCAAAUGCUCCAUCGGUGGAGACGACAGACGUGUUCGGACCAUUACAAGAUAUUUCGAUAUGA